AUGGGUUUAGCAGGACCACGAAUAAAACAACGUAUACCUUCUGAUCCAAGGAAUUUAACAUGGAGUAAUGAUCGAUCAAAGUUUGGCUUUAAAAUGCUCUCAAAAAUGGGAUGGACACCCGGUAAAGGACUUGGCGUCAAUGAAACCGGUGAUAAAGAACACCUGAGAAUACCACAUAAACAGGAUCUCCUUGGUGUAGGCGCGAAUAAGAAAACUGUUGAUAAUUGGUUGGAUACGACGA
This is a messenger RNA of Ambispora leptoticha, 241 nucleotides long. Lineage: Eukaryota; Fungi; Glomeromycota; Glomeromycetes; Archaeosporales; Ambisporaceae. The record is from the annotation of a GenBank genome assembly.